UUCAAACGUGAAAGCGUGUUGUUUCGUCUGAAUGAGUUUUUUGGAUUCGUUUAUAUUAUGUGAGGUUCAUGGAGUCCGUGUUCAGCCAAGAAGGAGAUAAAACAAAAAUGGAGCAGGAAAUCUCCAGUUUCAAAUCCAUCAGGGCAAAGUUUCAGGAAGAGAUCCUGGCAAAAAACAGACCUUUGUUUCCGGAGAAACCCAAACGCCUCCCAACUUUAGGCCGCUCUGGUUUUAUAAACAUAACCUCAGGUUCAACUGUAGAGACGACCGUCGGUCGGCCCUCCGGUCUUCCCAGAGUCAUUUUCAGAGAAGACAGGAACGUUCCUUCAGGAAAAUGGCCUGUAUCUUUCCCAAGCUUUUCUCACACAACACCUGAAGACAGUCGGUUUGAAGAUGGUAGGAACAGACCAUCAUAUCAAGUCCGACAUUUGCCCCUCGUGUUGCCACUUUCGAGCGAGCCAAAGCCCGAUUCUGCUGCUCCUUUAUCGAAGGGAAUCACAUCACCUCUCAGAUGUAUCAAGAAACCAAUGCCUGCACCAUACAAGCCAGCCAAAAUGUCACUAUCCAGUAAAGAAAUAGGAAAAAUUGGUCACACCGAAGAGCACACUGCUAAAGCUUUGAAUUCAGGACCCGUUGAGGUCCACCAGGCUACGGUGUCAAACCCUGGCUCGCAGUGUCCCAGUCCAGAGCAUCCGUCUACAUCUUCACCAAGCGAAUCGCUGACGGGUUCGUCUCCUAGUAGUGUUUCUCAGUUCUUCGACCAGCACGUCCUCAGCACGCUCGAGAAAGCCAAAAGAAAGCUCUCACAUAAAAACCUGCUGGUGUGUGGCAGACCAAAGGGGUUUUACUUAAAUAAAAGUACAGCUUUCACCGAUAGUCCUCCAUCCCCGACUGGAUCUGAGAGCUCUCACCCUGAGACUGUGAUUCCUGCACGGGGAAGAUGUCCAUUUAAUGGCGUCCCUGUUUAUGCUUCCACGUCUCCUUUGAAGGUCAAUAAAACAUCACACAGUACCAUCACUUACAUGAAGCUAAAUGGAGUCACACGGACGGAAAAGGAUCAUUCUCCAGUACCCAAGCCUCUACCUGACCUGACAUCCCUGGGCCUUGUGCCCUUAAAGCCACCUAGACCUCCAAAUGUGAAUCUCAGCAGAUAUACAACUAAAGGCCACUUCAUUGACUCGAGUGAAACACACAACACUGAAUGUAAACCUGAAUCUGAGUUUCUGGCCACCAGAAAUGCAUCGCUCGAAAACCCAACUCCUCCACCCCCUGAAUUUCCAGAUUUUGAUAUUUGUGCUCCAGAUACCAAUGACAGUAACCCGAUAAAUAUAGCAGCCCUUGAAUUAGAGGCGACUGAAUGUUCCCACAGAGUUUCUGAAUUGUUGCCUCAACCAACCCUUCCGGAUGAGGACGACGAGCUUCACAGUGGAUCUGUAGACGAAGAGUCGAGAAGUGUCGAGGCGGUGCCAUAUCUACCGUCGGUUCUUCCUCAAGAAACGAUGACUGCAGAUCUCAAAGAAAAUGGAUCACAUGCUGCAUUUAACCUGAGCAGUGAACAGCAACUUACAUCAGAACCAAAUUCUUCUCUUCAAGACCAUUUCCGUGAAACCAGUGAAAAUGUUUAUGAGGACGUGGAGGCGGUCCCCAAAUUCCCAUUUUCUCAAAACUCCAAGAAACGUAAAGGAGCUCCAAAAAAUCCAUAUGCUGAUAAUGGCCAUGUGAAAGUGGAAGGGCGGAGGAGUAUGUGGCUUGUCACUCCAUGGUCUAGUUCUGAAGAUCAAAAUGGCCAGACACAACACGACAGAAAGGACCAACAAAGCCCUGAACACCACGAUGAAAAGGACCAGAAGAAAAAAGAGAAGCAGCGUCUGGAGAGGGAGAAGAAAGAACAGAAAGAGAAAGAGAAGAAGAGGAAUGAGAUGCACAAGAAAUUUAAAAUCACCGGGCAAGAGGAGCCCAUGUAUCAGGCCAAAGUUCUCGUGGCAAGCAAACUGCGCAAACACGACCUGCCAGUCAAGAGCGGAGACGUCAUCAGCAUCAUCCGAACCAUCAACUGCCCCAAAGGCAAAUGGCUGGCCAGAGAUGCCAACAACAAAUAUGGCUACAUAUCAGUGAUGAAUGUGGAGUUGAACAUUAAAGAGAUGUUGGAGCUUGGAAAAAGGGCAUCACAGGCUGCUGGGCGAGGGCAAACAGAUGGCGAUAACAUCAGCUUCAGCAGCAGGUCUUCUCAACAGAAUCCAGUGCUCACAAGCAGCUUCACUGAUGACAGUGAAGAAUGGACCUGUGAUGAAGAAACAAUGUCGCCAUCUGCUGAUACUUUGAGUCAGAACAGAGCUGUCUCCAUGCCUGACAUGUUUUACAGUAACUUUUCUACUCAUCAUACCGUGAGCGAUGGCAGCAUUGAGGAAAUCCAUACACAACAUGAAGCUCUGCAGAAGCUGGCUGUGUUUUUUCAGAAUGGCCAUGAAAACGGCAUCACCACUACAGAAGAUGAAGCAUGUCUACCGAGCACCGAUGAUCCAAGUUUUCUUAGUGCUGUGGAUGAGCCACCAUACUUAGAGGUUGAAGACUUUCAGUUUGCAGACAUUGAUCUUCUGCCGCCGCCACCUCUCUAUGCUGACUCUCUAUGAGGCGUCUGUGCAAUUUGAAUGGAGUUUCUUCACUUGAUCAGGUGACUGUGGUCUGUGAUCAUCUGUCAACUACCUUUAGUCACUGGAAGAAUUUAAAUAAGCUUUAAUAAAUGUGCUUUGUAUAUAAAGCUAUGUGCAUUAACUGUGGCAUUUUGAUGAAAUAAUCCUGCAAGUUUGGAUUGUAAGCAAAGAGUGGGCCAUGAAGAAUACAUGGCAGAGCAAAUUAAAGCUUAAAUGAAAUGUGAAUUGCUAAGCACUUAGUCAUCUUUAAGGAUUAAGAGUUCCUUAAAAUGAAUUCCUGUAUGAUAUCUGUGUAAACUACUGUGCACCUUUUGAGUUGGUUUUGCUUUUUUGUUGUAUUGUCUGUAUUGUGUGGGAAAUUUUGAAAGUUGGUGAUUUAAUUAUAUGUUUGUUUAGAAAUGAAAAUAUGACUUGUGAAUGUUAGCAUGCAAUAAAUGGGUCAGUAUACAGCAGAUAUUAAGACCAUUGUAGUCCAUUGACUUUUAUCCGAAUCGACUUAAAAGUAAAUAUUUAUCAGUAUGUGCCGUAUAAUCUCUAAGAGUCGAACCCACAACCUUUGCAUUAUUAACACGCUGCACCAAUGAGUGUGCCACUAUUUGGGUGUUUGUAUAUGUCUAUCCUACAAUUAUUUUGCGUAUUUUUGACCCAUAAUGGGUAAAUAUUGGACAGAACACAUGCUGGGUUAAAAAUUACCCAAUGUUGGGUUUUUAUGCAGCCAUGGGGUAUAAUAACCCAGCAGUGUGUUCUGUCCAAUAUUUUCCCAUUAUGGGUCAAAAAUAACCCAGACAUUUCUAGAGUGAUGCAAUAAAGUUCAUGUUUUUACUAAUUUUUGACAUGCCCAAGACUGUGAUAAAAGGUUAAAAUCCAGUCCACAAUUUUUUUAUAUUGAAAAUAUGUAAUUUAGUGUGUUUUUCCCCAAAUCAGUGACAUCUUUUAUAAACUUUGCAAUUAAAGAGUUAAAUCUUGGAAUUUCUGUAUAUAUUUAGUGGUUUUGAUCAGGACUGAGGUUGAUUAACAGAUUUGUAAAAAAAAAAAACGAUUACAAUUUUACAGCAGUUUAACUUCGGCUACG
Paramisgurnus dabryanus is the source of this 3723-nucleotide messenger RNA. NCBI's taxonomy places the organism in Eukaryota, Metazoa, Chordata, Actinopteri, Cypriniformes, Cobitidae. The record is from RefSeq and is a predicted model, not a curated record.